CACCACCUCCAUACUUGCGCACCGCUUGCCAUAUAGACUUACAGCAGCAGCAACGCAGCGUUUUACUUGCGCAAGAGCUUUUCAAGCAGUCUAGAAUUCUUUGCGAGGAGUUUUUUCUUGUUUGUGGAUUUUGAAGAUUGAAACUGUUGAGGUUUCAUUUGGAGUGCGUUUGAAGGUUGCAGUAUUGCUCUGUACACUUUCAGUAGAAUCUAGAAAAAAAUGGUUCGCGGAACUCGCAACUCGACUCGCGCCAUAACUCCAAUCCGCGAGACCAGACUCUCUUCGUCAACAACCGACCCUUUAACCGCCACCGGCCGCAGAGUCCUCCGCUCUCACACCAAGAAUGGGAGCGCGCCUGAUGCCGAAGCAGAGCAGCAAUCGCCGUCGAAACGGCCGUCGGCGUCGAGAACGUUAGCGGCGCGUGGCAGGACUCGAAGGAGCUCUGCUGCUGAGUUUAACCUGAACAAGCUGCCGCAUGAUACCAGUCCGAUCAAGGAAUCCUCGCCCAUCAAAGCUGACGCUGAAGAAAUGUCGAGAAGUGAACAGCCGAUUACACCUUCAGCGGCGCCAAGGACUCGGAAAGGUCGAGCUAGUUCUGGAAAGCGUGCGAGUAUUGUUUAUAGAUCGGAGAACCCGGAGCAGUCCGACAAUAUCGAAAGUUCUCCGAAGAAAGAAGAGGAUAGCGCGAACAGUCCUUUGAGAGCUCUUAAUGCCGAGAAUAUCAAUAACAGGUCACCGGUUAGACUCAGAUCGUCUCCUCGCAAGAAGGCGAGCGUUAAUUUGGAAUACGCAGAGAAAAAGUCCGAGGUUGGAUCUCCAACUAAGGAUUUAGAUCAGUCAAACGAGGUGUCCAGUCAGAGCCCUACAGUUGCAUCGUCUCCUGUCAAACAGACAGACGAUGAAAGCUCAGCAGAUUCGGAAGCCGUCACUAUGCCUGCCGAAACGGAACAGGCUGCAGAAGUGGAACCAACAGAUACCCAACUUCCACCUGCAAACACAGAGGAAGUCCACCAGCAACUUGAUCCCAACGACAGCAUGAUCGUCGAAGUCCCAGGCGCAUAUCUUGAUCCCGCCCUAGUGCCUCACUCCAACAGCUCCACAUUCAACAGUCCGGUCCAGAUCGCCAACUCUUCGAAACCGCCUUCCCAGGACGGUUCGGAGCAGUCAGUCACCUAUACCGAGCAGCUGUUUUCCGCGUCUUCCCCUAUUGCUAUCACGACUUCGAUGAUUGAUCCCGCCCUGCUAUCGUCGCCUCCGGUGGCGCCCAACAGCUACGCGGUGUCGUAUGAGGCUCCUCCAUCGCCUUCUCUUCUUAGCACGCCGACUUCAUUACCUUGGGAGAGAGCAGAUAACUCUGUCAUCGAAGAGUGCAUGCCUCUCUCUACGGUUGUCUCGCCGGAAGCCGUUAUUGCAGUGCCCUCGGCCGAAGAAGUGUCUACUACAGAUCUCACGCAAGUGUUUUCUCCAAAGCCGUCUUCGACGCCAGCGGAUGACGACAUGGCAAGACGGAAGAUGAUUGCCCGAAAACGCGAAGAAGAGAUAGCGGCGCACCGCUCUGCCUACUACGACCGCCUCAAGCGCGAGUUCAAGAUCCCACAUAUUCCCAACACGCCGUCUAGACUUGCCGUGUCGCGUACAAGUUACGACACCUCGACCGAGGUUACAUCUGACUGCGCUCCGUCGUCUCCUUUGGCCGCUACAGCUGCGUCGGCGGCUGUGGCUCCAUCGUCUCCGGUCGUUGCUAGGCCACCGUCAAAACAGGAGGUUGUGUUUACUCGCACGCUUUCAGCAGAGUCAGACUCGGAUAGUGAUGAAUUUAUGGAUACGGUGGAGUCCAUCGAUAUUGCACCGGUUGCUCCGUCAGCUCCCAUCCAGCCAGAAGAGAACGCUGUUGUGGAAGAGACUAUCUCCACUCAGACAGAGGCUCAAGAAAAUGUGGAUGCUGAAUCUAGGUCAGCAGAGGAUGUGAGCUCGAUGGCAGACGUGUCGACGACAACAGACUCAGACACCGAGCCUGAGGUAUUCGUCGAAGCCCUCUCCCCUCUCGCCCAUGCACAAUCCGAGUCAGCAGAGUCAGCGACUUCUACCGCCGCCGCCGACGAAACCUCAUUGGACGUCUCGAAUCUGAGCACGAUCAAUCGCUGGGAACGCCAAGUCCGCAGACGCGAGGGUUUCUGGUCGCAGUCGGCGAUCAACACGCCGGCAGGGACACCUAUGCAGCAGCAGCAGCAGGCUGGUCCUGGAUCGUCUGCGCUGCGGUUUGCGUUGAGUUUGAUUUCCCCGAUUCGUCGGGCGUCGCCUGCGCCGGUUAGAGUACAUUCGCCGCUUAAGAUUAGUACGACUGUUGAGGCGGAGGAGGCGAAGGUGGUUUUCUCUUCGCCUUUGAAGGUGGCAUCUGAGAAAAUCGUCGAAGAGGCUGCUGAGGUUGACGAGGAGGCUGUUGAGUGCUCCAAAGCUGACUCCGUCGUGGAUGAAGAUAUCGAGCUUCCUGAUGUCGAUAUUGAAGCUGAAGCUGAGACCUCAGUGCUGUCAGAGAAAGCAGACACGGAGGCAGUAUCGAUUGAGAAACAAGCCGAGACAAGUAUGUCACAUACUGAAGCUUCAUUCACAGACGAGGAGUCGGUAGUCACUGCCAAAAAUGAGCUAUCGAUUAAUAACGAAGACGAGGAUAAAGAGGAAGAAUCGUCGAGUGCCAGCUCCUUCAGUUCCUCCGAUGCCGAUGCGGCGAGUGACAGUAAUGAAACAGUUGCGCCUGCAGUGGCAGAUGAGCCUGCAGUGACAGAUGCGCCUGCAGUGGUGGAAGAGGAACAGGAAGAGGAGCAGCAGAUUAUUGCUGACGAGUCCGUGAGCGAGAACGUUGAUAUCCCUGCUUCGGUGGAGAUCGAAGAAGGCGAUGAAGAGGUCGAGAUGGAUGUCGACAACAAUUGCUCAGGAGAGAUUGAGGCACAAGCCGAGAUGUCUGCUGAUGAUGCGGAAAGUGAGGCUGCUGCUGAGGAUGCUGCCGAGGACGCUGCUGAAAAUGUCGAUGCCGCAACAGUCACUGUCUCGGAAACUGCGGAAGUGCAAACCACUGAAGAAGUCAGAGAACCUCAAUCUGAAGCCGAAGUCAGUGUUGAGGUCGAUUUUGUUGAAGCAGUGACGGGCGAGGAAGAUACCGCCGCGAACGUUUCAGCAGAGGAUAGUACGCGCGGGGAGGAAUUCCACGAGUGCUCUGUUGCGCCGGAGAUUUAUCCAGAUACUAGCGAGAUGGCUACUCCCGAGACUGAGGCGCAGGCCGAGGUUGAGGCUGAGGCUGAGGUUGAGACUACUGAAGGCAGUGAUACUGCCGCGCUUGAGAAUGAGUCUACGGAGAAGAGUGAGCUUGAGCAGGCUGAACAUGAGUCUGCAGAGGACACGACUGCGAUUACACAGACAUCUGAUAAGAGCGACGUUUCGUCUGGAGAAGUGGACUACACGUCUGUGCUUCCUUGGCACAUCAGUCUAGACAAAUGGGCCGAGUCAAACAAGCGCAAGCGAGCAGUGGUCGAGGAACCAGCGCCGGUGGCUUCUACACAGGGCGAUGCAGCGGCUGAGGCUGAGAUCGAGGCUACGUCUACCGAGAAGAAACCAGAGAAUGCGGUAGAGGACGAGGAGUCGCAGCGGCCGCGGAAGAAAGUCCGGUCUAGCAGCCGCUCUGUCAACAGUAGAAACGAAGAACCCGCAAAACAACCCCAGCGCGCACAGAUACCACUACCGCGAAAAAAGCAGCCUGCGACAGCUGCACGCGCGAGCAGACGUGGCCGUGGGGCGGCAGAGCAAAGCUCGCUGUCGACUGCGAGUUCUAUUCCGGUAGUUAGUUCACGCGCAAGCGAGACUAGUACCGCAACAGCAGCUACGGCAACGCCAGCGCGAGCGACGAGGUCGCGAGCUGGUACGCGCGGCGGGGCAGCGCGGGCACCGGAUACGCCAAAGCCGAUGGUGCGGUCUGGUGGUCUGGGAGGCGGCGCUGGCAACGCACCGCUGGUGCGGAUCACGGCGACGAAUUCGCGGCUGAACAACGGGUAUGAGAAUAACGUUAUUCCGCAGUACCAGAGGAUAGAAGCGCCGAGACCGGACUCGCCGCCGCUGGAUAAGCGACGGAAGAGGCUGUUUGAGAGUCCGCUGGGCCGGGAGCGGGCGAUUUCGUUUGCGGAGAGGGUUGUUGUUGCUGGGAAUGGGAGGGGGAAGAAGAGUGGAACAGCGACGAGGAAGGAUGAGAAGAAGCCAAAGAAGGGUAUUAUGAAGCAGGCACCAGGAAGACUUGAUGAGUUUGGUAACGCACUCGACGUAGUGAGCGUUCCGGCGAAGGACACAGUCCGAGUGCGGCACCGGUUAUAUCUUGGCGAGCAGGAGGAGCCGACGCGGUAUGCGCGCAAGGAGAAUAUUCGAUGAGGAGUGUAAUGAUAUGUGUAAGAGGUGGGUUGAGUGUAUUUAGCAGUACAGAGAGAAGACAGACAGAGAGACAGUGUUAAUAGUGUAUAUGUUUGUUUUAUUUGUUAUUCCCUAAUUUAAAGUUCCUUUUUAUUGUUA
Molecule: messenger RNA, 4548 nt
Organism: Myxozyma melibiosi
Lineage: Eukaryota; Fungi; Ascomycota; Lipomycetes; Lipomycetales; Lipomycetaceae
Exons: 6
Coding region: 220-4410 (1396 amino acids)
Source: RefSeq, a predicted model, not a curated record